CUGGGUAGUCAAACGACUGCAUUCGUUGAAGUGACCAGCAGUUCUCACUUGUGGGAGAGUUGUGGAUAGUGACCGACCGUCAUAAGAUCGGAUAUCGCUCAAGAAUCGGUCACCACGAUAGAGUAUACACAUGCGCAUUAGAGUACGUCGGAGAGGAACUUUCGGACAGUGUUUUAUCCAAAGGAUUACUCUGAACUACUUCUCUACUGUGGACACUCUGACACUACGGUGUCCGGUGACGGCCGCUUCUGAGAGUCUACUCUGAGAGCAUGACGGCCGGGUGGUUCGAUGCCUGGCGGGAAGAUGGAGGUCCAGCCCUUCACGCAGAUCCGAACAGAACCCACGUAACUGUGGACACCCCAGAGCUAUUCAUCUGCAUAGCGUUCGUCACGUUAUUUGUGGCCUUCCUCAUCAUAGUGCCAGGAAUCCGAAGAGAGAGGAUCACGACAUGCCUAUGCGUGACCGUAUCACUCGCGGUCGGAGCGUCAAUUUUGACAGCAAUACACGGAGGAGGGUGGCACAUCGCGCAAGCAUCAACCAACACAUUUUUCAACAGGGCAUUCACGGACGAACGUCUGCCCGCACAAAUCGGAGUUUCGAUCGGACUGGUGUCCGUCAACGUCACGUAUGCAGUCUCGCCAGACAACCACAACCACAGCAGCAUCGACAUCCACUACAACGAGCGAUUUCAUUUCACGAAACCCACGAGUAUCCAGGAGGAGUAUAAGGAAAGCCUAGUAAAAGGGCUUCCUUAUCCAAUCUUGACAGUGCUGGAUUACCUCCGUCAAGAUAGUGAUGGCUUCACUUGGGGACGAGCCUAUCGGAAGGCUGGGUUCUGGGCAUCUUAUUUCUUGUGGUGGUCGUUCGCGCUGUGGCUGUUGUCGAAUCUGCUGUUGUGUGCCGUGCCUCGUUAUGGAGCUUAUCUGUUCUCAGUGACCGGACUUGUGAUGCUCUUGUCCGUGUGGAUAUAUGCAGUGCUUCUACCAUCGACUCCUCUGAUCAUCCCGAUGGAGAAUGGAAGUUUCCUCAAGUUUGACCUCGGCUGGUGCUUCUACAUGGUGCUCGUUCUCGGGUGCGUCGCCUUCGUCCUUGGUACUGGCAUGGCCAUCGUGGACACUCUGUGGCCGUCGAAAUUCUCAACGAUACUCGAAGUCGAUUACGACACACCGUAUAGGUACUUUGUCGCUCAAGGAUAUUCGAACUCACGAUGCCCUUCGCUGGUUCCAACUCCACACUCAACGAUCACGGCAAGAACGUCAAAAGGUCAACAGCAACUCUUCAAGGUACUGCAGAAACUAGAAGACGAGCUCUCCGAUAUGUCGCGAUCUGAUUACGGAGACGACAACAGCGAAUUCGGGGGCCGCGACAACGCAGCCUACGAUGGAUCUUCGGAGCGGAUCGAAGUUGAGAAGAGCGAGGAAGUUCUAGACGACAUCCACGAGGAAUUCGAGAUGGUCGACGGCAAGAGAGCGAUAACGCUGCAGGAUUUCGGGAAGUUCGCAAACCGAAUGGCCAACGCCGCCAAGCACAAGCCAUUCGGCAGCGUUGUCAAUCGUCGCCAAUCCUAUGGGGGCGCUGCAGCAGCUCAAUUCCAGCACAACCACGUCCAGCCGUCAAUGAGUCUAGUGCAGAAAGACAACGGCACGACGACGAUUCAGAUCAGCCACACACUGUCGGUAUCAGAGAAGUUAUGAAACUGAAUCGACUUGUUCCCUCACGGGAGGAAAGACCGGAAGAGUAGUCGACGUCGAGAGGUAGCCACAGGAACUCAAAGAUACAGUCAAACUUACGGAAGAGAAGUCCGGGAGUGGGAGUACGGUACUUCGAAACCAAGCGAUUGUGAUACCUAAGCGACUCCAGGAGUCUCCCUAGCCAUAGAUAGAAGUUUUCAAGAAGGCGUUAAUAGCAACUCCGGAACGAGAAUCCCUGGAGCGAGUUUUGGGACUCGAUGAGCAGCGGAAAGAUGACCGAAGAGCUUGCUCACUGUGCUCGGACCCAAAAAUGUCUCCCUAUCCAGGGAAUCGGUAGAGGUUCAUCCAGGGGCAUUUCCUGCUGGACGGGCCAACUUGAAUCUGCGCGACGACUGAGGACUCGAUCCUCCUUCGAAACCGGGCGACGUGUGUUACCGUCGAUAUGACGAAGACGAAGGAUUGCAACAACAAAGAGCCGCGAGCGGCCGGAUUGUAAAUACGAUCUAGUCAAAUAGAUUUAGCUUAGAAUAAGAUGCCACAGGUUCUUCGCACCUUUCCAAGUCGGAAUUCAGGUUCAGAUCCCCGUGCGUCGGGACACUAUGAGCGGAGCUCACCCAUAGAGGGACUUCGGAGUCCGUAAAAACGCGUUUGUUUGCGAGAUUUUCCUUCUGGAUUAUUCUUCAAGGAUUCAUUUCGGUAAUUCUCCGUCAUCGAGCAUUCGUGCUCGUCGCGUGCUUGAGCUUACGAAGUUCUUGGCUGCGGAGUCUCCGCACCCACUUGCAAGGGCUGAGUCGCUAUGCCUGACGCCAAACGAGAACUGAUUGAAUAUUUAUUCUAACUUAUUCCCUGAGCAGAGUGAACAGACCAAAUUCGAAGAGCUGCAUGAAGUAGUAUCUGGAUGAGUUCCAUUGUGGGAGCUCAUGCUUGGAAUAGAAUAGUCAACUCCGAACCGAAAUGCUCAAACACCCGUCCAUUGGAAAUUGUGUUGGAGAAUUUUACGAAAAGCAAAACAAUGAUGAUCGGUCAAGUCGUAGACGUAGCGAAUCGGUACAAUUUUUUUGAGAGGAGAGUGUCAUUGGCCAAAAGGGAAAUUCAAGGCUGGAUUCGGAAGAGCGAUAAUUGGUAUGGACCGGCGAACAC
Molecule: messenger RNA, 2831 nt
Organism: Galendromus occidentalis (western predatory mite)
Lineage: Eukaryota; Metazoa; Arthropoda; Arachnida; Mesostigmata; Phytoseiidae
Gene: mol
Product: dual oxidase maturation factor 1 mol
Exons: 10
Coding region: 270-1694 (474 amino acids)
Biological process (GO): protein transport
Cellular component (GO): endoplasmic reticulum membrane
Source: RefSeq, a predicted model, not a curated record